Messenger RNA from Porites lobata, 1022 nucleotides. Lineage: Eukaryota; Metazoa; Cnidaria; Anthozoa; Scleractinia; Poritidae. The record is from the annotation of a GenBank genome assembly.
AUGACCGGAACAUCAACCGUUGAAUGCCAACAGCUGAUUGAUGUUGCUGGUCCACAUCAUAGCAAGAAACUCGUUGGCGUUUCGUCAUCGCGAAGCUACGUUUUAGAGGCGACUUUUCACGUCAACUAUACGGGUCAAGUCAGAGAUGUUCUUCGUUCACUGCGGAAUGCGAAGCAGGUGAAACCACAUCGGAUGCUUUGAGAGAUCGCCAGGGUGUGAGGGAACUAAAACAGAGGUGCUUCGUUGUCGACAGGCGAGAAGAAGACCGGUGAGAAGAAGCUUAGGGAGGGCCUCCCUGAUUGGACGCCGUACAUUCCGCAUCGUGUGUACACGCCUUCUGUGCGAAAACUCAUCGAAUUAGUGAUCACACUCUACACGAUCUUUUUCCAUUUUCUGGGCGGUAUGGCAACUCUAUCGGCAUGUUGAUUUUAUACGAGCGUACAUUCAACCUGUCAUUGAUGCCUUGAAAUAUCAUGUGGAGCUCAUGGACAAGUGUAUUCAGUUUUAAACAAGUUGUUUGAGGAGAUGACAGAUCAGUGGCUUGCUUAUAUCAAACCAGGAUAUGUCAUCCUUUCCUCUUUUGCCUCACCCCUUGAUUGCUGUGGGACGCCGAGGUGUGGUCAGUGGGCUACAGCAUUUCCCUAUCUAUUGCAGUUGCAUUUCAACCGCUUUACCACCUCUUUGAGCCACUCUUUAAAUUAAUUUAUCUGCUCUUUAUAAAGACACCUUACACCAUCUUCCAGCCAGCUUUCUCUUUAGGAGCAAAGUGUUUUUCAUUGUUCUACGAUGCUGUCCUUUGCCGCAUUCUUUUGGCACAGUUUAGUAAUAUCAAACGUUCAUUUUGCUGGUUGGUUGAAAUUCUGGAAAAGAGCAUGAAGUUUGAUCCACUCAAAGCACAGCUAAUUCUCAUGAGAUCAACUGUCAUCAACAGUGGUAAAGCUCUUAGUCUUGGCUUGGUUUAUAUCUUUAAAACUAUUGAACGACGGGUGUGGUUAAUGAUUGCAAGGCCAGUUGAAGACAAG